AUGCUUGACGAGGACCUCAUGAUGCCCCAAGCAUCCGACCUGACGUUCUCCAGGAAGGUGCUGCAGGGCCACGCCAAGCACCCGCGCAUCGUCGCGCCCAAGUUCGCCGGCGGCGCUCUCUUCGGCAUCAGGCACUACGCUGGGGAGGUCAGCUACUCGUGCGACGGCUUCCUGGAGAAGAACGCCGACAGGCUGCCCUCGCUGGACGCCGUCGAGCUGCUCUCCGCCUCCCCGCUGCCGGUGGUGUGCGCCAUCGGCAGGGCGCUGGGGGAGCAGGCGGCGGCCCAGGGCGCCGCCGGAGGGCCUCGGCCCGGCCAGGGCCAGCGGAAGUCGGCCACCGCGCGGUUCCGCACGUCGCUUCGGGCCCUGAUGCACAAGAUCGGCCGCGCCGACACCCACUACGUCCGGUGCGUGAAGCCCAACACCGAGAAGGCGGUGCGCAUCCGCCAGGCGGGCUACAGCUCCCGGCUGUCCUUCCGGGCCUUCGCGCUCCGCUACCGGUGCGUCGUCGCCGUCCGGCUGCCCAGGUCCGAUUGGUUCCCGUGCGUGCCUCGCGCCGCAGCGGGCGGCGGGAACGAGCGGGCCGCGGCGCACGAGCUGGUGCUCCACGUGCGCGACCGGCUCGAGCUGGCAGAGGCCCAAUUCGUCCUCGGGGCCACGAAGGUGUUCAUCAAGGCCGAGGCCACGACCAGUCUCGAGUCCGCGCGCACGCUCGCGUGCAUGGCGGCGCUGCAGCACAUGCAGAGCGCCGUCCGCGCCGCCACGGUGAGGCGUAGGGUGGCCGCGGCGAGGCCGCUGUUGCUGCAGCUGCUGCGCUGGCUUCGGGGCCAGACCAGGCCGCUCAUGCUGCUCCGCUACGACGCCCUGCAGACCGCCGAGAGCGAGCUGGCUGCCGUCGCGGACCUGCUCGCACGCCUCGACGCGCUUCCGCUCCGCUUCGGGCUGGAGCGCCGCGCUGCGCUUGCGGAGAGGCGGCUGCGGGAGGAGAUCCUGGCGCUGGCACUCGUGCAGCGGCACCUUCGCGGCGCGCUGGUCCGCGGGAGGCUGCGCCGCGCGCGGGGCCUGCUCGCGGACGUGCACGCGUGGCUCGCGAGGUGCUGCCCCGAGCCUGCCGUGCCGAGGCGCGGGGGGAUCCUGCUGCUGCAGCAGUUCGCCACGUUCGAGGCCGCGGAGCAAGAGCUGGCGCUCAUAGGGCCGCUGCUGCAGCGCGCGUGGGAGUUACCGCUGCCCCUCGGCGUCGUGGCGCGCGCCGGCCCCGUGGAGGAGAGGCUGCGGCGAGAGCUCUGCGCGGUGCGGACCGUGCAGCGGGUGCUGCGGGCGGCCUUGGUGCGGGCGCGGCUGUCCAGAGCGCGCGGCGCGCUGGAGGACAUCAAGCAGUGGGAGAGCAGGUGCUGCGGCGGUAGGGACUGGCGCAGCGGGCGCCUGGAUCACGCCUUGGCCCGGCAGUUCGGGACCUUCGAGCGCGCGGAGGACGAGCUCUCCCUCGUCGCUUCUCGGACCGCCGCGCUGCCGGAGUGGGCGGGCGGCCUAGGCCUCGUGAGGCGCGUGGAGGCCACCUGCGAGCGCCUGUGGAGUGAGGUGCAGGCCUUGCGGCGCAUCCAGCGCACCCUGCGCGGUGCCGCCACGCGCCGGAGAGUCGCGGCGGCGCGUGGGGCCGUGGUCGGCGUCCGAGAGUGGUUGCUGCGAGUGUGCCCUGCGGCCCUGGAGUGCGCAGCGACGGGUGGCGAGCAUCACCCGGCCUUGCUGGAGCGCCUACGGACCCUCGAGAACGCCGAGCUGGAGCUCGCCAGCGCGGCCGAGUGCCUCUCGCGGGCGGCGGCGCUGCCAUUCGACUUCGGCGGCCUGGUGGAGCGGGCUGGGCGCGCUCAGGCGAGGCUGCAGGCAGAGGUGGAGGCGCUCCAGGCCGCGAGGGACCAGGUGCACGCGGCCAGCUUGGACGCCGGGGCGAUGAGGGUGGUUCUCGAGCGCGCGAGCGAGCUGGCGCUGCCCACGACGCUGGAGGACGUCGCCGCCCUGGUCGACCGCGCGCGGAAGGUCGAGGCCCAGGUGCCCGUAGCGGAGGCCCUGCGAGAGGUGGUGAGCUCCGGGGACUUCGUCGCGGUGCCCGACGCGCUGCGCGGCGCGGAGCACGCCGGGCUGCUGCGGGACCCGCAGCUGUGGCUGCCCGAGCUGGGCGGGCCCGCGCUGCUGGCCCAGGUGGCCGCGAUCGUGGAGGCCAAGGAGGCGCACGCGAGGGUCCAGGCGGAGCGGGCCGCCGCCGAGGCCCAGGAGGCGCUGGAGCGCCAGCGGAUCGCGGAGGCGGUCGCCGCGGGGCUCCCCGCCACGGGGAAGAAAAUUAUGGAGACGUUCGCCGACGCCGCCCGGCGGGCGAGGGCCGGGCUGCCGCCCGGCUUCGCGCCCGAGGCCGCCGCGGGGCCGUCCGAGGGCGGGCGCGGGGAGCUCGACGUGGGCCCCUCUGCGCCGCGCGCGCGGCAGGCGCUGCUCGCGGGCGCGGGUCGCGCGGAUGAGCCGGGCUCGAUGGGCAGGGUGGUGGCGAGGCUCACCGAGGAGCGCGACGGGCUGCGCGAGGCGAUGCAGGAGGCGCUCGUGGACGCGCUCGGCCGCGAGGAGGCGCUGCUGGCGGAGUGCCGUGCGUUGCGCCGGGGGGACCCGGCGCCAGGCCCGAGGGACCUCGGGCUCGCCGCGGCCGCUGCGCGCUCGCGGUUGGUCGCCGAGAACGUGCGGCUGCAGGCGGACCUCGUCUCCGCGCGGGCAGCCGCCAGGGGCAGCGCGCCCGGGCAGCGCGAGGCGGCGCCGCCUCCAGGCGGCCUGGCCGGCGCGGAGCUGCCAGUAGCCCGGGCGGCCGCGAGCGGAGCUCCAUAG
This is a messenger RNA of Prorocentrum cordatum, 2862 nucleotides long. The record is from the annotation of a GenBank genome assembly. NCBI's taxonomy places the organism in Eukaryota, Dinophyceae, Prorocentrales, Prorocentraceae.